AUGCAUCUCACAUCCCCGAGCCGCCACCCUCCUCUCUCGCUCGACGCCGCCGCGCCCUACCCCGCCGCCGCCUCCCUCCUCUCUCGCUCGACGCCGCCGCGCCCUACCCCGCCGCCGCGCCCUACCCCGCCACCGCCACCCUCCUCUCUCGCUCGACGCCGCCGCGCCUCUACGCCGCCGCGCCUACCCCGCCGCCGCCUCCCUCCUCUCUCCCACGUAGCCACCGCCGCCGGCCCUCCCACGCAGACGCUGCCGCUGGCAUUGCCCUCCCUCGCCGCCGCCUCCCUCCUCCCUCCCAGGCAGGCUGCCCGCACCAUUGCUGCCGCGCGCCCGAUCUGCUUGCCCGCCGCCGCCCGUGGUGCUGCUUGCCCCCUUCGCCCACCACCAGCCGUGGGAGCUGCGGCCGCCACCAUCCGCGGAAGCUCCGGCCACCACCAGGCGAUGCUUCGAGGUGGACACGAGGGGCGGUGUCGCGGGGGUGUUUGA
This is a messenger RNA of Lolium perenne, 486 nucleotides long. NCBI's taxonomy places the organism in Eukaryota, Viridiplantae, Streptophyta, Magnoliopsida, Poales, Poaceae. The record is from RefSeq and is a predicted model, not a curated record.